CCGGUUUUUCAAAAGUAAAAAGUUAAACAUUUUUUGUUUUUGUUUGUUUUAUUGAUCAAUUUCUCAAUUGACCUGUCGCUUUCAGAAUUAAGGUAAGAUUAAUGAAUUAAUCAGGAAUGUCUGAUAUAUCAUCAAUUCAGUGAUAGCUCUUUUUGUGCGAUAUUUUAUUGUUUUUCUUGCUGAAGAUUUUUCAUUCAUUUUGGCACUUCAACAUCAAAUUUGAUUGUUUGGUCUAUUUAUAAUCUACUCUUUAUUUCCCUGAAGUUUUGUACCACUCAUGUGGUUUUGCUGGAUCAGUAUCACUCUUUAGUUGUUUUUGAUACUUUUGCCAUCUUUUAUUUAUAUUUAAUACUCUAAACAUCUGUUCAUGAUAAAUCAACUUGUAACAAUUGAUGUUUUGACUGAUAAUUAAUCAACUGAGGCAAUGAUGAAGUGAUUGUUUCGGGAGAAUGACCAGUUCUGUUCUAUGGCUUACAAUUUGGCCCGAUUGAGCAAAGGAGUAUCCUCAUGGGUACUUUUAUGCCAACCUAAUAAGAUAUUUAAUUGUACCAAGAUAAAACACCAACAUGUUCGUCAAUUCUCAACAGUACUUCUGAAUAGAUCUGCAAAAGCCUAUAAUAACCCUGCCAAUUUGGGGAUAAAAAAAUGUUUUGAUAGCCCAUCACUAUGUGGCCUGAGAUAUUUUCACACUUCAAAGCCCCGACAAGUUCCUGCUAUUAUUUGGGUAAUCUUACGUCCAUUAGGUAAAUUAGCUGCCAUCCUUAUGGGUAGAUCGAUCCGUAAAUGGUACAGUGCCUUACCUCCCAAUAAGAAGCAGUUAUUUAAACAAUGGCUCAUGGCUAAUGCCGAAAAAAUUGGUCUAGUUGUAGCUGUUUUAGGGAUAAUAGGUUUUGUAUUCUUUGAAACCCAUAUUCAAGAAACUCCAGUAACUAAGAGAAAAAGAUUUAUCCUUUUCACUGAAGACCAAUUUUCAUCAUUAGCUGAUAUUGAAUUUCAAGCACAACUUGCUCUUUAUCAGGAUAAAUUGUUUCCAGCAAACCAUCCAUUAUGUCAACAAAUUGAGCGAGUUGCAAUGAGAAUUCUAAAUGCCAACCAAGAUAUCAAGCAAAUAUUCACCAAAAAGUGGACUGUGACUGUUGUUAAUGCGCCAGAAAUAAAGAAUGCCUUCGUUACACCGACUGGGCAGAUAUUCGUCUUUUCAGGCAUACUCAACUUAUGUAAAAAUGAUGAUCAGUUGGGAGUUAUUUUGGCUCACGAGAUGGCUCAUUCGAUCUGUGGACAUGCUGCUGAGAUUUUAAGUUAUACAUCAUGGAUAGAUUUCAUUAUGAUGAUAGGAAUAGCACUGAUAUGGGCCCUUCCGUUUUCUGAUGCAUUAGCAGCUGCGUUUCAUUUUAUUUUGAAUAAGAUUACCAGUUUAACCAUUACUUUACCUUUUAAUCGUAAAUUGGAGUCAGAAGCAGAUGAAGUUGGUCUAACUAUGGCUGCCAAAGCUUGCUUUGAUAUUCGUGAAUUCGUAGCAUUUUGGAGACGAAUGGGUCUCUACGAGACACUAGAAUUAGGUCUGCCCCCUGAAAUUGAUGUCAUCAAAAAUGUUGAAUUUCUGUCAACGCACCCUGCUCAUUAUUCCCGUGCUGAGCAUCUUGAAGGUCUUAUUGAUGAAGCAACUAAAUUACGAGCAUCAUGCAAAUGUCCAAGACUUCCCCGGAUCGAUCCGAGGGCAGUUCUAGAGCAAGAGGUUCGAACAUAUGAAGCUAAAAUGCAAGCUGAAAAAUUAAAAAACAUAAUUGUUUUGGAUAUAAAACCUAAAUCUUAUUAGUUAGGCGAUUUAAGUUGCUAUUGUUUGAAUUCAAUUUAUUUAAAGUUGUAAUUAUAUCUAGAUUUUAAAUUUAAUUUAUAAAAUAUUUGAUGAAUCAA
Tetranychus urticae (two-spotted spider mite) is the source of this 1914-nucleotide messenger RNA. NCBI's taxonomy places the organism in Eukaryota, Metazoa, Arthropoda, Arachnida, Trombidiformes, Tetranychidae. The record is from RefSeq and is a predicted model, not a curated record.